AUGAAAUUUGCAGAGCAUUUGCGUGAGUCUGCAGUACCAGAAUGGAUUGAUAAGUACAUCGACUACAAGAUCGGUAAGAAAAAACUCAAAGCUUGUCGUGGAACUAUCGCAGCCAGCCAAGCACUCUCCAACAAUAUCCCGGGAAAUACGUGUUCUGUUGAACUGCCUCCCCAUGCAGACGAAAGUGCUCGAUACCGAACCCAAAACUCCUACAACUCUGUGCAGAAACGCUUUGUGAUCGAGUUCGUAGAGAAAUGGGUCAUUGACCAAGAACUUGAGAAAUGCAACGACUUCUACUUGUGGGAACUAGACCGUUGUGGGAAACGAUUCAGUGUUCUCCAGGAACAAAUCAACCGCUACGAGCUGCACAAAGAGCAACUCGAGUUUGAACGUAGCGGCCGUAAUUUGGCGGCUCUGAAGUCCUAUGGUUCCGUUAACGAGGGGAGCCCCAGUCCAUUGCCUCCAAAACUGCAGAAACACUCUUGGGGUUCCUCAUUAUUCGCCUUCUUGCGAGACAAUGAGCUUGUGCCCUCGUUUCCAAACUUUAUGCCCUUCAAGCGUCUUAUGGGGAGAAGCUCCGAGCGUGAUUAUGGAUCCUCUAUUGGUCACGGUGAGACUUUCACUCCAAUAACUUUGAGCGCAGGUCAGAUUCAGCAACGGCUAUCGGACGCUCUCAUCGAGGAAUAUCUUUUGAUUCAGCUCAUCAAAAACUACAGAGAGGUUAACGUCACAGGAUUUCGAAAGAUUGUAAAGAAAUUCGACAAAACCUGCGGCACCAAAGAGCUGCCUCAUUUCAUGGAAUAUGCUAAAAGCGCCUUCCCUUUAUUUCAAGAUGCUGACGCGAACGCCAAAGUUAUCGCUCAGACCUUGCGAGAUUCUGUCAUGUUGCGUCAACCCGCCAAAAUCACCACCGACAUAGAACUCGCUGACCCACUCAUGGCGUGGGAACAAAAAAUCACCACUUGGUAUACCGAUACUCUGGCACUGUCGUCCAAAGAUCGCAAGCAGAAAUCAGCAAGACUGAAAAACAUCUCCCUAGAAUACUCUCUGAGUGAAAGAAAAGUUCAUCGUUUCAACAGAUCGAUUCUUCAAAUGUUCGUGGGAGGUUUACUCUGUGGAGCUUCUCUGGCACUAAUAGGUUACACUCUAUUUGUGGGAUUCACUGCCUCUUCAUUAUCCAGCAUUCACAAGCUGCUGCUGCCUUUGUGGGGAGGCUGGUACAUGACCUUUUUAAUGGCAUUCUUGUUUCUGCUGGACUGCUAUGUGUGGCAUAAAAACAACAUCAAUUACAGAUUUAUCAUGUUUGGCGAAAUGCAGUCUCGCCAUGGAGCUGUGCUCUACAAUAACGAUUUUUCGACAACCAAGAUUCCCCUUCUGUUUUAUUUCACUAGUAUCCUAGUAUUUCCCAUGGCCGUCAUGAGUACACUCAGUUUCCAUGCCGAAGGUCUGAGUCCCUACUCUAUCAUAUGGAUUGUGAUGGCGGCAAUUCUGUUCCUGAUGCCCUUACUGGGCAAACAGCCUUUAGGAAACAUUCCGUAUUGGAAUAAACUGAAAACUUCGGUGAAAUGGCUUUUGGUGACAUUUGUCAGGUUAGUGUUCUCUGGGUUUUAUCCGGUUCAGUUCGGAGAUUUCUUUCUCGGAGAUAUUUUCGCUUCAUUGACAUAUUCUAUGGGGGAUAUUGCGUUGUUCUUUUGCGUUUACUCUAAAACGCCAAACGGCAUGUGCGGUUCUUCUCAUUCGAAAUCAAUGGGCGCCAUGAGCUGUCUCCCUAACUUCUGGAGAUUUUUACAAUGUCUAAGGCGUUUUUCAGACUCAGGCGACUGGUUUCCACAUCUGCUCAAUGCGCUCAAGUAUGUGAUAGGUGUGUGCUAUUAUGCAUCACUGUGCGCUUAUCGACUAUCCUACACAACUACGAGAAAGAAUAUCUUCAUUAUUUUCGCGACGCUGAACGCAACUCUAACCGCUGCGUGGGAUCUCAUUAUGGAUUGGUCACUUCUGCAAACGAAAUCACGCAACUGGCUCCUAAGAGACGAUCUCUACCUGGCUGGCCGGAAGAAUUGGAAGACAGGUGCCUACUCGAAAAGACGGAUGCUAGUUUAUUAUGCGGCUAUGAUAUGGGACGUGUUGAUGAGAUUUCAAUGGAUAGUGUACGUUGUGGCUCCCAGUACAAUACAUCAAAGUGCAAUUACUACUUUCAUCCUUGCAGCUCUUGAGGUUUCUCGUCGUUUUGUGUGGGUAGUGUUCAGAGUGGAGAACGAACAUGUUGCGAAUGUACAUCUAUUCAAGGUCUCAGGUGAAGUUUCUCUUCCUUUCCCAAGCACAGUUUCGGAAGAAUCGGAGACAGAAGAAUCCGUCACUAGUGCCCGGUAUGCCUUGCCCGAACUCGGUGGUCCUGAGGCACCGCAUGCGGCCUACAGAGGGAAUGUUUUACCAAGAUCGAAUUCGAGUGGGCUGUUCAAAACUUUUAGUAAAUCAAUUCCAUGGGCUCACGCCAAGGACUUUCAAAGGCCGCAGGGUCACACGAGUGAUGACAAGCCCCAGGAAAGUGAUGCAAGUGAAAGUGAAGUUGAUAGUACAUUUUAA
Molecule: messenger RNA, 2583 nt
Organism: Lachancea meyersii CBS 8951
Lineage: Eukaryota; Fungi; Ascomycota; Saccharomycetes; Saccharomycetales; Saccharomycetaceae
Source: the annotation of a GenBank genome assembly